CUCAACACCUUACAACUAACUGUCACUGCUAAUAUUGAUUUGCCUUUGAUAGCAUUUACAUGGAAAUUUCUUGUCAAUAUCAAUCAAAUAUUUCAUCAUUCAUACUAACUGAGAAUUAUUCAUUUUCUUUUAAAUAUUUGUAAAGUUUAGAUUAGAGAUAUUUUCAGCUAGUGCCCUGAAUGAGAUUUAAUUCUGAAAGUUUCUUUUUAAAAUUCUUUGAUAUCGCGGGAACCUAGAAGUCUGUUGAUUUUAUUAGCCAAUAGAAAGAUCUGAAAAUAACUGUCCAGUGACGCAAUAGUUUGAUCACGCUUUGAGGGAAUGUUAUUGUCAUGGCCGUUAAGGUUAAUUUGUGAUUUCACGGCUCUGCAGAAUAUUUACUAAUAGGAGUAUUGUAAGCUGUCCUGUGCAUGUUUUAUUUACCACCGGUAUCUUUUGUUAGUAUUCGAAGAUGAUUACAUUACGCGCUGGAACCUAUCUGUCUCCAAGCAUUCCUGUAGAAUAUUAUGAAAUGAUUCUUCAGUAUCUGGAGUCCAAAUUAGGUAUUCAUACAACAUUGUUAUAUGAAUCUAGAUGGGAAGGGCCGAGAGGAGAAAGAGAAGAUCCAUUCAUGUCUGGUUAUUUAGAUCUCGCCUGGAUGAGUUCUACAAUAUUUUUGAGAAUGAAGAAAAAUUCUAGUCCUAUUGAAUUAUUAAAUGUUUCAUCAGUUCAUAAACAUGCACGGGGAGAAUCGCGGCCAGGAUAUUAUUCAGAUGUCAUUAUGCAUAAAGAUCUCAGUGAAAAGGUUAAAGAAUUCAUUGACCUCCGAGGCUGUCGUUGGGCUUAUAAUUGUCCUGAAUCUCUUAGUGGUCAUGUUAUCACAUUAGCAACAUUGAAAGAUCUUGGUGAAAAUGCAACAUUUUUUGGAAACAUAUUAUAUUCUGGAUCACAUUUGGAAUCAAUUAAAAUGGUUAUAGCAAAGAAAGUUGAUGCUGCAGCAGUUGAUGCAAAUUGUUUGGCUCUUUUCCUUGAUAGGAAUCCUCAUUUUGCAGAUGACUUGAAAGUGUUGACUUCUUGGGGAAUGCUACCACCAUAUCCAUUUGUAGUUAAUUACAACUUACCUGAAUCCAUGAAGGCUGAUAUUACCAAUUGUUUACUUAAUAUGCACAAAGACAAAGAAGGACAGAAAAAGUUAGAAGAAUUCCAAGUUCUCAGAUUUGCUCCUAUUAGUCCUGAAGAUUUUGAGAAAGAAAAAAUAAUGAUUGAACGCACAAAAGGUUUAAGUUUUGGAAGUACUUACUACUAAUUCCUUCCCCAUUUUAUAUUUGUUACCUUGCUUUAGCAUUUGUUCCUAUUAAGGUGAUAUACACAUCCUUAAAUGCUUAAUUUUUAUUUCUGUGGAUUAUAUAAACAUUAUUUACUUUACCAUUAAAUUAGUUAAACAUGUUAAUAAUUUUUGGUAUCAUUACGUAUUUUGCACUGUAAUCAGGAAAGUGCUGAAAUUUCAUGUUUAAAAUUAUAAGUGGUGAUUUAUCUGUUCAGUUAAUACCAGUAACUCAUAAAUAUCUGUGAUAAAAUAUAUUUUCUUGAUGAUAAUGCUUUUAUUGAAAUAAAAUUAAAUUUUGGUGCUUGUUUUUUAACUUCUGUUAUUUAAGUUGAAAUAUGUUAGACUUUUUAAAAAUAGUUUAUAUCAUGCUUUUAUUUUUUAUUACUCUUUACUGAACUAGUUUAUGUUAAAUGCAUGUGUUAGUUCUGUUUAAGUGUUACUAUACUUAAAUUUGUCUGUAGGUGAUUGUAUCUUAUGAAUGUUUAUGAUCUUGUUUAUUUUUAACAAUUUUGUGAUUCUGCAGUGAAAUCUUUAAAUUUUUUCAAUAUUUGUCAAUUUUUCAAAAUUGUUCAUAAUUUUUCAGCUUUACAUUACGUACAUUAAAUAAAUUCCACAUUUAAUAACAUUUUAAAAAUAGGCUUUUAAUUUCUAAUAGCUUUUCAAUUGAUUUAUAAAUAUUUAUAAAUUAUAUCUGUAUCUAUAUAUUUCAUUUACAUAACUAUUUUUUAGCGAAACAUCUAAAAUAUACAGAAUGCAAAAGUUUAAAAGGAAGGAAGCAUAUAUAACUUGUAAAGAUAUUCUGUCUGUUAACAUAGUUCAUUAGAUCUUUAUUGCAUUGUAGCUCCCUGGAUGAUAAACACCCUGAAGUUCAUUACACAUUUCCGAAAUGCAGAUAUUCCAAUUUAAAUUAAAUAUUCAGUAACAUUGUUUUUCUCAUUCAUUUAAGUACCAGAUUAGUAAUUUGAAUUUGUCUUUAAAUUAGAAUAAUUCAACUAUAAGUAAAAGGUUAAAUAUGUCAGACAUUCUAAUUUCUUGAUUCUAUAAAUGGCUUUUUCUAUGACUCUCAGUGCUGUGCAUUCUAAACUGCUAUUUCUUGAAUUUGAAUGAAAUCUGCUUAAUGAACCUUCGUUUCCUUCAAAUAAUAAUUAAAGUAGUGUAAAGGAAGUGAAUUAACUUACAAUAUUUUAUUAUUUUAAAUUUUAUAUUAAACUGCAUAUGCCUUUUUCAUUAACUUUUGUUUAUUAUUAAAUGCUUUUAAAGCUCUGUUUUGUAUUCUUCAAAUAUAAACUGUAAAUUCUUUUAUCAUGCUAUCAUUGUAAAAUUAUCUACAUUUUAGUUUUAUGGAACUCAUAUUUGUUUAAUCAAGCUUUUCAUUAACAGUUAAUUUUUUUUAAAACUUAUGUGCUAUUUUUAUAGUGCAGUUCAUAUAAAUUAUGAAAAGUUCAGUUUAUAUGGGCUUAAAGAUUUCAUUGUUGUAAUUAACAGAAAAUUUUAAUAUCACUUUUUAAAAACGGGACAUGUCAUUUUUAAUCUGCAUUUACAUAUAUUCUUAUUAACUUAAUAAAACCCCUUGUAGUCUUUUCAUUCUUUUGAUAUUCAUUUGUAAGUUUAAGACUUUUUUUUAUUUUGAUUAAUUACAUGAUAAGUUAUGUGUAAUAGCUUAGUGUUACUUACUUGAAAGUAUCCAUUUGUUGUUUUUUCUUUUCCGUUUUAAAUUCAAAAUAAAUAAGUAAAUUAUAACAUUUUUAGAAUUUUUAAAAAAAUUUAUUGCAUACCCUUCUUUUUUAAACCUUAAAACAUUCCUCUUAUUUUAGUGAUACAAAGUAAAUAUUUGCUUUAGUUAAAUGAUCCUGAAUUUUGACUUCAUAAUAUCAUUGUUGUUGUAUGAAUAUGAAAAUUUUAGGCUUUCUUACUUAUUUUUUUAUAUAUUUACAUAUCUUGCAAGUAUUAUUAUUAUUAUAGUUCCUAUAUUGCUAAAGUACUUAGUAUGUAUGCCAUGUUUAAUGAAAUUAUAUUAUCUUUGCAUUGUAAAAAAAUACAUAUUAUGCAAUUGAACAAAUGAGAUUCAAAAAGACAUGGAUCAUUAUUUUCUGAAGGCAUCAUUAUGCACACCCUAUUAUCUGAAAUUAGAAUUUUUAAAUUAAAAGAAAUAUCAAAACACAAUUUAACAUUUUGCAAAGUUGCAAAUUGCAUAUUCAUGUCAGUUAUAACGUUCUGUGAAUUAUGUAUUUAGUGACCAUUUUGACAGACCAAAAAGGAACUACAUGCAGAUUUGUAAACAUGGUAACACAAUGCGCACCUUUAAACCUAUAAGCACCUAACAAUCAUGUUUUACUUUUACAACAUUUUUUAUUUGCCUGGGGUAUAUCAUAUGUAUCUUCACUGCCAGGAAAACUAUUGAGCAAAUUUUAUGUUAACUGAGAGUUUUUUUUUUUUUUUUUUUUUUGUUUUUUGUGUGUGAAUAGUUGAUUAUAUAUUUAUACUUAAAAAGUAUUUAUAAAAAGUACAUUUAUAUUUUGUGGUUACAUUUUCCAGGCUUUAUAAAAAAAGUUUUAUUUUUUUAAUGAUUUAAUAGAUUUGGCAUUUGAAUUAUAUAGAAAUAUUCCACAUACCAGUUAAAAAUUAAACCUAGCCCUGCGUCAAACUUAACUGUUAUAUUAAUUUAUCUAAUGUUUAAUUAUUUGAUUUAUAAAUUUUUUGAAGACUAAUAUUCAUUUAUAUAUAUCUAAAAGAAAAAGCAAUGAGUAGGGCUCUAGGAAUAAUUUAGAAGUGAAUAAUGAUAGUAGUGCAAAAUAGCUCAGAAACCAUUAUGGUGAAGUAUUUACACUUUCAUGUAUAUCCUAAUACAUAUAGUAAUUUUUUCAAGCAUUUAUUAGUUGCCCAUAACUUUCAUUAAUCUAGUUCUUUUAAGCAAAAUAAAGACAGUUUUGAGAAAUUACUUGAUGUUCUGACAUUCAGGUAAUGCAUCAGACAUAAAAUAUUUGUAAAUAUUGUUCCCUAAGAGUCGCUGAAAAAUCAGUAUUGAAUGUUUAAUUUGACAUGCACUUUUGAUUGACCAUAAAUAAAAUAAGUUUUACAGGUAACUAAUGCAGAAUUUAUUUUGUGUUUGUUGUUUUCUGAAUGAAUUAUUCUUAUGACACAUCAUUACAUUUUAGGAGUCUUCGAAAUGAAUAAUUUUAGCUCAAUUCUCAGUCUUCUUUCUUUCUUUCUUCUUUAUAUAUAUAUAUAUAUAUAUAUAUAUAUAUAUAGGAAAAUUAGUGUAAAAAUGCAUUUUUGAAAUCCUUUAAAUGUAACUCAUUGUUGCGGUACUAGAAAAUUCCAGAAAUCCAAAAUAAGGCAAUUUACCCCUCUUUUGCAGUUUUAAUGUAUGUUAAAUAAGAAAAUCGUAAUGUGAUUGUUUGUUAUAAUUGUUUAAGAUAUGUCCAAAAUUCACGGGAGGCUCAAUCAGUGGCCUUGGAGAUAACUGUGUCAUUUUUUUCUACUUUUCACAUAAAUUUUCAAUAUGAGAAAAUAUAUAUUUAAGUCUAUAAAAAUAUAGCAUUUUUUCGAUAAUAGUGAAAUUUUUCAACAUACAUAGUUUUAAAUGAGUUAUUACUCACUGUAUACUUAUAUUUUUGUAUGCAAAUAAUAGUUAUUCUUUACAUAUAUAUGGUAUGUAUAUGUGAGUAUAGUGAUCUUAAUUUCAUUAAUAACAUAAAAGUGAAACCUUUAGAUACUUACUGUAAAAAAGAUUGUAUUUCUAAGAAAAUAAGCAAAUAUUAUUAUUGAAUUUCACUAUUUCAAAAAUGAUCAUUUAAUAGAAGUUCAAAAUGAUCUGAAACCAUGUAGUACAGAUUAAUUAUUAGAAGUAAAUGAGCUUAUUUAGCCCAUGAUAAAUGGUGUAAUAAAUAAAUCUGUAUUUUAUUUUUAUUUAUUUAAGCAUUAUAUGUAAUUAAAAAAAGUAAUGUUUCACUGUGUAUUUAUCGAAUUUAAUUUAUAAUAACUUCUAAAAAUUGUAAGUUAUAAUUCUUUGAAUAUCAACUGUACUUGCUGUUACUCCUUGAUCUUGAUUAAACUGGCACAAAUAACUUUCUGAUUUUUAAAAUUCUGUAUUAAUUUGGUAUCCCUUAAAUGUCAUAAUAUUCAGUGUCAUAAUAUUUAUUUAAAUCAUUUAUGUGCUUUAGUUAACAGUAAGUUCUUAAUAAUUGUUUUGUUUGUUGAACCUGUGAAAAAAGUAGGUUUACAAAUAUUUAUACUAGCAUUUUCCAUUUCAUUUUUUAAAAUCUCAAAUAUUUCUGAUAUAUAUAAUUUUUGCUAUUAAAUGUUAGUUAUACCUCUAUAUAAACUAAUGUCUUCAAAAAAUGCAAUUAUUGGGUUGAGAUAAAUCUGUGAACAUAAGGCAGGUAUAAGUAUUUAAAAAAGUUGUUUAUGCAAACUUGAUUUUUUUUAAAUUUGGUAUAUUUUUCUGAAUAUGUAUUUUUAUUUUAUUUUACAAUUUUUUUGGAGACUGAUAUCAAUUGAAAUUGACUUUUUAAAUUAUUUUGUGUAUUCUAAAAGUGAUAUUAGUUUUUUAACAUAUUUUUUAAAUUUUGUAAAUUAAUCAGAAAUUGAUAUUAACCAAUUUUUUAAAUUUUAAAUUUACCAAGAGAAUGCUAUAUGUAUAUAUAUUUGUAAGCAUUAUAUUGAGGCAUAUACAUGUAAUUAUGCACUUGUUGUUUUAGAAUCAUAAUGGAGUUGAUUAUCAAUUUCAGGAACUUUUUAAUUUACUUAAAUAUUUAUAUUUCAAAAAUCACUUUAUUUUUAUAAUGAACCUUAUGGAAAACGCAAUCAUUAUUUCUAGUGGUGUAUUGAACAUAGUCCCUCCAACAUGACCACUUCUGCAGAGAACUAAAAUCUUCUAUAAUGGUAAAAUUCAUAGUAAAAUUCCGUAAAGCUUUCUACUUUAUUUCAAGUCUCAGGAACAUAGACUUGUUAUCUGAAAAGUGCUGUUGUACUCUUGAAACAUGAAAACAGAAAUAAUGGUUUUCCAUUAUUUCUGUUUAAUGUGUUGUUUCACCUUUCAUUUGAGUUUGUUUGCCAAAUAGAAAAGCAUUAAGGAUAUUAUUCUUUUAUAUUUAAUAUAUCUCUUAAUAAUUAGCAAAUUAUUUAAAAAUAUUUUUAUAGAAUUACAUUAUAUAUUUUCACUUUUUAUAUAUGCAGAAGAUAUAUAACAUUCCUAUGUUAGCCCAUGUUAGUUUAAAUGUGCAUUGAUCUAAUAUAAAUCUGUGUUGAUAAGCUGUAUUAAACUUUAAAAGAGCCCUUUUGGGUUAUCUGAACCUUUUCAGAUUUGUUUUAUUUAUACUUACUUUUUAAAAUUUAAUUUAGUUAUUUUUCCCGAAAAAAGGUUUCCUUCCCCUCCUUCUUACUUAACAGCAUUAGGAAAACAAAAUGUCUCAACAAAGAAACUAUUUAUAUUUUGUGUUUAAUUUGAAAAAUAUGCAAAUAUGGAUAUUUUAUUUCAAAGAUACCAAUAAGGUCUAUACCAGCAGGACUUACUGCUGAUGCAAUCGUACAACGAAGCCUUCUUGUCAUGUUAGAUUGUGAAGGCAUAUUCGUAUCCCCGUUAUUUUACCAACUUAAAGGGUCCAAAUAUUAUGAAAAAUUUCAAAAUUUAACCAUUUUUGGGAAAUUUAUAUUUCUUCCUGAAGAAGAUUUAGCAUUCAAAGAUAAACAGUGAAAAAAUGUAUUUGUAAAAAGAGAGAAUGUGUGAUUUCAUAAAAACAAACAGUUCAUAAAUUGAAGAUUCAUAAAAAUUGGAAUCCACUAUAUUUUAAAAAUAUGUGAUACUAAAUAAUCCUCUGAUGAUGCUUUUAGUGUUUUUUAAGCUGAUUGAAGCCUUUCCCUAUAUGAAUGCACAGAUGGACUUGUAAUCGUGUAAUAAUUGUUUCUUCAGCAUAUUCUUUCAAUUCCAUGUUAAAUGAAAGGAAGAACUGUUAUGUAGAUGUGGUAGUAGACUGACUGCAGUUCUAGUUUUAUUUACUUUUUAUUCAUAAAAUACACAUUAUAAUUUCAGUUACAUUAACAAAAAACUUGCUGAAAAAAAAUUUAAUCAAUAUUUUGCUAUAAACUAUUUUAAUACUAAUUCUUACAGUAAUUCAUCUAUAAUAUAUUUAAAAAUUUUUAUGGAUCAAGUUGGAUGGUAUAUGCGACGAAAUAUUUAUGGGCGAUGGCAAAAUAUAUCAUGGUAUAUUAAUAUUUUUAGAGUUAUUAUACUUUUGAAUUACAUAAUAUGCACACAAUUAAGAAUCAUAUAUUUUGACUGCAAAGAAUAUAUGCUGUGAUCAAUAUUAAAUCAAGCGAAAAUAAAAUUAUAAUUUCUUAUUUU
This is a messenger RNA of Stegodyphus dumicola, 7646 nucleotides long. RefSeq lists its product as uncharacterized. NCBI's taxonomy places the organism in Eukaryota, Metazoa, Arthropoda, Arachnida, Araneae, Eresidae. The record is from RefSeq and is a predicted model, not a curated record.